This is a messenger RNA of Anopheles maculipalpis, 3472 nucleotides long. RefSeq names its product peroxisome biogenesis factor 1 (gene Pex1). The record is from RefSeq and is a predicted model, not a curated record. Gene Ontology annotation, biological process: protein import into peroxisome matrix. NCBI's taxonomy places the organism in Eukaryota, Metazoa, Arthropoda, Insecta, Diptera, Culicidae. Gene Ontology annotation, cellular component: peroxisome; cytosol; peroxisomal membrane. The transcript is spliced from 10 exons. The coding region runs from base 40 to 3465 and encodes 1141 amino acids. Gene Ontology annotation, molecular function: ATP hydrolysis activity; ATP binding.
UGUUUCAGUGUUAGUAAACCCUUGUGGUGUGUUCAGAACAUGUUCCGCCGUUCGUUGACCGUUUCCUAUUCGCCGUUCCGGAACAAUUAUGUCACGCUACCGGACAGCUACUAUCGAAUGCUUUCAAGCUACAAAAACGGGUGUCUCUGCUUGACGCAUCACAUCGACACGUUCUACGUGUCGUGGGCACCGUAUGGGGGUGGAGGAUUGCAGGAUAACCACAUCGGCAUAAACGCGCAAGUAGCCAAAUCGAUGGGUCUGAAGGAAGGUGAUGCCGUUAUGGUGGCGAUGAUCAUCGAUGUUCGAUCGUUAAAACGGGUGGAAGUGAGCGCGGUGAGCGAGAAGGAUUGGGAAAUGUUGCAAAUCAGCAGCAGCCGUAUCCAAUCAAUCCUGCUCGAUCAAACGAGGAUCGUAACAAAGGGACAGAAUUUGAUCGUGUGGAUAAAUGAUUCCAUCAGCAUCAAGAUCAAAAUAAAAUUUACGAUCCCCGCUCUGCCCUUUGGUAGGUUGGAAAAUGAUACAGAGCUAGUGGUGGAACCGUUCAAAAAGCUCGGUGGGCUUAAAAGCACCCUACCGGAAAUUCCAAAACUAGCGCGCAGUAACACAAAUUUGAACAUCGCGGAACUCGUGCGACUGCGUAACAUGGAGCGAAAAAAGUCCAGCGAAUAUAUAAGCGCGUUAGAAAAUGGGUUGUCCGCGAGUACAAUUGCAAGCCCACCGGCUACGGAAGAGACGAGAAUUGUCCCUUCGGCUGACAGCCUAAAAAGACGACCCAUUUCCUGGCAGCGAACAUCCAGUGUUAAUAAGGAAAAUGGUGUUGUGGCAGCGGGAAACACUUUGAAGAACAACGCACUGCAACGCUCAUCAACUAGUGGCAGCAAUUCAUCGUCCGGAUCUAUUGCGACAAUGAACGCACAAACGGCUGUUCGGAAUUCAUCCUUUGAAAAGGAUCUUGAACGUCAUUUGAAUCGGCUGCAAACGAGCAAAUCGAUGGCAAACUUUAUGGCGUACGAUUCAACAUCGACGUCCCAGCCGGAAAGUCCCAUCAUGAGUCCGAAGCGGGAUCCGCGCAAAACGGUCCAUUUGGAUGGUUUGAUCGAAACACUUGGGCAGAAUGUGGCGAAGCUGUACGAAUUCCGCGUGAUUCGUGGUGUGUGGAAUUGCCGGCGUAACAUGAUACAGAUUUGUGACAUACUCACGUCGAAGGAAAAUGUCCCUAAAACGAUGGACAUCAACAAACCGUUCCUGCUAACGACGAACGAUAACCGUGAGUACUACGUAAAUGUACGUCUCGCAACGGAAACUGAACGAUUUCCAAGGAACGCUUAUCCAACGGUCGAGAUAAACGAUCGUCUGAUGGAGCAGUUGGAAAUUAAUCAGGGUGAGAAAAUCACUCUCAAGCCGAUACACAACGCACUGAACAUAGUGGAUCGUAUUGAUUUACUACCGGCCACAAAAGUAGCAACGAUGAUUGAAGAAGAUAUUGCAGAAAAGUUUAAACAGUUUGUCCUACACAACUCCAAGAUACAUGCACUGUUGCUUAACCAGGAUCAGCUAUUUAAGCUGCCGGAAUACUACGUUACAAUUAAGCUGCAACCACAAUCGUUGAAGUACUGUUUGAUUAACAGUACGAUACUACGACACAGCAAAAUCAGCUGCAUUGGUGAGGUGAAACCGGUGGCUGGGUUGUCUGAUGGAGAUGCGAGCAAAAAGAAACCUCCCGCGAUUAAGGAGCCGGAACCGGUCGAGCAGUCUAAGAUUGUGAAGAUAGAAAAAAUCGAACGGAUUAUCGAAGAGUGUACGGAUCGGUUAAAGUACGCACUGUGCUUAGAUUCACGCAAUAAUGUACCGCUGCAGUGUAAUAUGUUUAUCGCAGGUUCCUCUCAGAGUGGAAGGAAAACUGUGUGUGAAGACAUACUCAAACGUCUAGCAGAAUCACCGUUCUACUGUUUCUCAACCACUUUCGACUGUGCCAAACACAAAGGACGCAAACCAGAUUCGAUCCAGAAGGACCUGCGUCAUGCACUGUACCUAUGUAUGUUCCACAGUCCGGCGGUCCUAUUCAUGGAUGGAUUGGAUGUUUUGACGCAUCAGCCAGGCGAUCAGAACACGCCCGAUGCUGAAUAUCACAAUAAAGUUUCGGACGUGAUUCGCAAACAAAUCGAAGAGUUUACCAGCAACAAUCCUAUCGCUGUGAUUGCUUCAAUUAGCAGCACGUCCAGCCUAAACCGUCGGCUUCAUUCUUCCCGAGGGUAUCAUCUGUUUCAGCAGCAUGUCAAGAUACCGAACCUCGAUAAGCCUGACCGGGAAGGUGCGCUGAAAAGCUUGUUCGUGCAUCGACAGUGCAAGCUUGACCGGCGUAUCGAUUGGAAGCGACUCGCGAACCAAACGGAAGGGUACGCCAUUGGUAGCCUGGUACAGCUGGUUGAUCGGGCAGUGUUUUACGCGCACAAGCAGGACAGUAAGUUCCCAUUCGUCACGGAAGAAAUGGUUGCCAAUGCGCUGGACGUAACAAAUCAGUACUGUUUGGCGGGUAUCGAAAAUCACAAACAAUCCAACCGGAUGGACGAUAAUGGUGAUGAUGAGGAUGAUGAUAUUGCGGGCGAUAAAAUACCGGGUCUGGAAGGUGCGAUCGAAGUCUUUCAGGAGGUGCUUAUGUGGCCGACAAGGUUUCCGAAAAUAUUUGAAGCGUCACCGCUUCGUAAUCAGGCGGGAAUUUUACUGUUCGGACCACCGGGAACUGGCAAAACGUACCUUGUAUCAAAGUUGGCCAAAACGUGGAACUUACGAAUGAUCUCCGUGAAAGGACCGGAACUGCUAGCGAAGUACAUCGGGCAAAGCGAGGAAAACGUGCGCAAUUUAUUCGAUCGAGCCAGAAGCGCUAAGCCUUGCGUGCUGUUUUUCGAUGAAUUUGAUAGCUUAGCACCACGACGAGGACACGAUUCGACCGGUGUUACUGAUCGUGUCGUAAAUCAGCUGCUUACGGAGCUGGAUGGUGUGGAAGGAUUGCAGGGCGUAACUGUGAUAGGAGCAACUUCCCGACCCGAACUGCUCGAUCCAGCACUGCUACGUUCGGGACGCAUUGAUCGGCUGGUUGAGUGUGCUCUACCGGGGGUGACUGCUCGUUUGGAGAUAUUUGUCAACCAUAGCAGGUCGCUUUCCCUUGAUAAGGAUGUCGAUCUGCGAGAGUUUGCAGUGAAAUCGGAGUACUAUACAGGAGCGGACAUUAGAAGCAUUUUAACUACUGCAAACAUGUUAGCCGUUCAGGAAUGUCUUAGCAUAGACCGGGAGAAAGUCCCAGCACAGAUAACGAUUAGCCAGCGGCAUCUAGUGGAAGCGUUUAGCAGCACGAGACCGUCACUGACAGCACGGGAUGUUGCAAAGUACAGGGAUACUUACGCCCGGUUCACUAACAAAGAACCUCCUUCGCGGGACUUUGUUGCCAAGCGUGCUACAUUAGCAUAAAAGCAUU